This is a messenger RNA of Lecanosticta acicola, 1501 nucleotides long. Lineage: Eukaryota; Fungi; Ascomycota; Dothideomycetes; Mycosphaerellales; Mycosphaerellaceae. The record is from the annotation of a GenBank genome assembly.
AUGCCACUCAAAGUCAUCAUCGUAGGCGGUGGCAUUUCCGGCCUCUGCGCAGGAGUGUCCCUUUCUCAGGCCGGGCAUUCUGUCAAGGUUGGUACAUCCACACUCCAACAACUCCCGCUAAUCAAUAUGACCAGGUGCUCGAACGAUCCAAGUUCUCGAAUGAGGUCGGCGCCGGCAUCACUCUUGCUCCCAAUGGAGUCCUCGUCUUGAGGAAGAUGGGCUUUGAUUUCCAAAGGGCUAAAGGCUGCGAGUUGGCCAAUUGGAGCACCUUUGAGGGUGGCAGUCUGGAAACGAUGAGUGUUCAGGACCUGCACAAGGCGAAAGAGCGCUUUGGCGCGGAGUUUUACGGGUGAGCCAAGAUCCGCAGUCUUUUGAGCCAGACUAAGAUGCUGCCGCAAGGAUGCACCGAGUAGACCUACAACAGGAGCUGUUACGACUGGUGCGAAGCGAAGUCAAGUCUCAGGGCGACGAAUGCUCAGAGAUGGGAAGUAAGCCCGGUAUCAGCCUCCAGCUAAAUUCCAAAGUCGUCCGGAUCGACCCAGAUCUCGGCAGAGUGGAGCUCGAAAAUGGCACGGUGGAAGAAGCGGAUCUCGUCGUUGCCGCUGACGGCGUGCACUCUGCCAUACGUCAAAGGGUUUUUGGUGCUGUGGACUUCUCCGCACGGUCCACAAAUAUGAGUGCAUUUCGCUUCUUCAUCCCUCGCGAACAGAUGAUGCAGCUUGAGGCUGGCCGGAGGCUGGUCGAGUGGAAUGCGAGUCACACUGGCGCCACAAUGUUCGUCGAUACCACUGUCGGCAUGUAUGAGCGAUACAUCGCCUGGUACGAUGUCUCGGGGUAAGUGGUCGACACCGCCUCUUCUGCUUUUCGUGCAGCGAUGCUGAUCUAGGGUAGUGGAGAACUGCAGAACUUUGUAUGCAUCCAUCCGACCAGGACCGGAGACCGAGCAGUAGGAGGUAUCUCGAGGCCGGUCGCAGAUGGAAUCGUAAGCAUCGGCUGACGAGUUUACAGACACCAGAUCCCAAUUGCUGGAUGAGUACAAGCACUUCAACCAGGACCUCGUAGAGUUGAUCAGCCUCUCGGAGAAAGUGACGAGCUGGCCGCUGCUUGGGUGUCUACCUCUGCCAACGUGGACCAAGGGCAAGUUGGUGCUAAUUGGCGAUGCGGCUCAUCCGGUAAGUACAAGCAUUCAAGACCAGCGGCAAUAUGUUUUGACGUGCCACUUCAGAUGCUCACAUUCGGAGGGCAAGGGGCAAACCAAGCAGUGGAGGACGGCGGUGCACUAGGCGUGUUAUUCCGAAACAUGUCUAGCGCGGCAGAAGUCCCAGAGCGGUUGGCGCUGUUUGAACAGGUCCGGCACAAGCGCGCCUCCAGAGUGCAGCUGUUGUCAUCCGUUCGUGCCGGCAAUGAACAUCUGGUCAAGGAGGACAUGAAGCGUUUCAUGGAACCAGGAGUUGAUAUUCCCGAGACAUUUGCCGGGAGAGUUGCUCACGACUCCGGGUGA